This is a messenger RNA of Teleopsis dalmanni, 1465 nucleotides long. RefSeq names its product dnaJ homolog subfamily A member 3, mitochondrial. Gene Ontology annotation, biological process: mitochondrion organization; protein folding; negative regulation of apoptotic process. The record is from RefSeq and is a predicted model, not a curated record. Gene Ontology annotation, molecular function: heat shock protein binding. NCBI's taxonomy places the organism in Eukaryota, Metazoa, Arthropoda, Insecta, Diptera, Diopsidae. The coding region runs from base 133 to 1344 and encodes 403 amino acids. Gene Ontology annotation, cellular component: mitochondrion. The transcript is spliced from 2 exons.
UUGGUUAGUUUACCAAAAAGUCAAAAUAAAAUUAGAUAAGUCAACAGUUAGACUUCUGCAUAUAUUUUGUCCUGAUUUAUUUAAAAUUUGAAAAAUUUGGCGUUCGGAGCUUUUUAUAAGUAAACUGCGAUAAUGUUGCGUUCCGUGACUAAACGCAUACUUCUAAAUUGUAUAUCACCCAAUAAAUUUCUCGUGGCUAGUGUAGCGUACCAGUUUAAAGUUAAAAAACCAUAUUACUAUCCUGACAGAAAAGAGGAAAUGAAGCGGAUGAAUGAACAAGCAAAAUCUCAAUUGGUAGCUGAACCUCAAAAACCGAAGGCGCUUCCGAAAGACCACUACUACCGUAUAUUGGGUGUGACUAAAUAUGCUUCUACUCCUGAAAUUAAGGCUGCAUACUAUUCGAUGGCUAAGCGUUAUCACCCCGAUUCAGGCAGUCAGUCGAAGCGUUUUACCGAAAUUUCUAACGCUUACCAUAUAUUGACGGAUGAGAUAAAGCGCAUGGAAUAUGACCAACUUGGUAUGGUUAAGGAUGAGCAAUCGUUUUUGCAAAAAGCUAAUUUAACAACGAGUUCUACAAAGCCUAAAAAACAAGAUUUGCAAACUCAGGCUCUCAAUAAGGAUGAGAUACUACAACUAGCCAAGCAGGAACCAGUGCUUGAACUUUCUUUUACCGAGUCUGCUCAUGGUGUCACAAAAAACGUUGAUUUGCGCUUUUUGAAAAAAUGUUUUACAUGCAACGGCAAGUCUCCAAAAUUGGCGAACCGUACCCGUACUGAACCGUGCCGUAAGUGUGGAGGAAGCGGACAGAUCAGUAAGAAGACUUCUACUUACACCACGGUCUCAGACUGUGACGCUUGUAAAGGAAGGCGUUUCAUCAACCGCAACAAAUGUGAUACUUGCGAUAAUCGUGGCUACAUAGUAGAAUCUGUGCGGGUAGUUGUGCCUGUACCAUCAGGAUUGAAAACAGGUGAUGUGCUACCAAUCGAAAAUCCCAAAACUAAACAGCGUGUCAAUUACCGUAUACAAGUUAAGGAAAGUGAAUAUUUCAGGCGCAUUGGAAACGAUAUACACACUGAAAAAUAUGUCAACAUAUCUCAGGCUAUUCUCGGUGGCAAUGUUACAGUGCGCGGUAUUUAUGGAACUAAUGAAGUUAAGAUUGAACCAGGUACUGAGAGCCACAGUAAAAUCGUUUUAAAGGGCAAAGGAAUAAAAGAACGAGAUUCGGUUGGAGAUCACGUAGUGUUGAUUAAAAUUCGUGUUCCCAAGGCAAUUAACAUGAAACAGAGACAGAUUGUUUUGGCUUUGUCCAAAACAGAAGAACCGAAUUUCGACCCAGCUGUAUAAAGUAAACAUCUCUCGUUUGUGGUCGAAUCCUUCUGCCCUUUCAACACUAUCACUUUUAUACAGCUAUUCGAGAUUGAUCCUUUGGCAAGUGAUACAGAUCUCUUUAUUACAUGUAUAUUUC